AUGGCAAGCAAGCUAAGAGGCAAGUCUUUGAGCCUCGUCAUCGGUCUCAUUGGUGCCGUUGGUUUCGUACUCCAGGGCUACGAUCAGGCAGUUUGCAAUGGGCUGUUGACGCUUGGUUCAUUCAUUGCUGUAUUCCCUCAGAUCGACACUGUCCAUACUACGGGAAGUCAAAAUUCACACAACUCUACUAUUCAAGGCACCACGGUCGCAAUCUAUGAAGUUGGAUGUGCACUGGGCGCCGGUUCCUGUGCCUUUCUGGGCGACAGGCUCGGUCGCCGCAAGACCAUCUUUCUGGCUGGUUGCAUCGCUAUAGUCGGUAUAAUUAUCCAGUCAACUCCGUUCUCACUCGGUCAGCUCAUUGCUGGUAGAGUUAUUACUGGCCUCGGAGUAGGCGGAUUCACAGCUACCAUCCCAAUGUAUGUCUCCGAAUCAUCUGUCGCAGAAGCCCGUGGUAGGAUGGUCUUGCUUGAAGGAUGGUUCGCAAUCGGUGGUAUUGUCCUCGCAACAUGGCUAGAAUUCGGACUCUACUAUGUGAGCGACAACUCUGUCAGCUGGCGUUUCCCCAUCGCCUUCCAGGGUCUGUUUGCUAUCAUAGUCGUGGCAUGCAUCCUGCUUCUACCAGAGUCCCCACGCUGGCUUGCGCGCGCUGGAAGAAUGGACGAGGCAGCUGAAGUGCUAGCCCGCAUGGAAGACGUCUCGGUUGAUUCCGAACAUGUCUUGCAAGAGUUGGAGAUUAUCCGGCAGUCGCUUGUUAUGGAUGAGAAUAACGAGUCAACGGGCUCCUCCUCGCCGUUCGCACUUACGGAAAAUGGCCAUCUACACAGGACGGUUAUUGCUGUGGGUGUGAACAUCCUGGCGCAGAUGACCGGUGUCAACAUCAUUACUUUCUACUCCGAUACUAUUUUCGAGAAUGAUUUGGGAUAUUCGGGCACCAUCGCUCGAAUUAUCACCGGGUGUCUCCAGAUCUGGCAGUUCGUGGCGGCUGGUCUGGCCGUCCUACUCAUUGACCGAGUUGGACGUCGUCCACUGUUUAUCGCAGCCGCAGCCGGUAUGACAGUUGCCCAGGCCUGUCUGGCCGGACUAUCAAGCGAUCUGAGCAACCACGCCGCUGCGAGUGCAUCCCUCCUAUUCUACUUUAUUGCAUUAUUCUGCUUCCCCAUUGGACUAUUCCUUGUCCCAUUCAUGUACGCUGCUGAGAUUGCACCUCUACGCACCCGUGCUAAGGUCACAGCUAUGUCGGCUGCUGCAAACUGGCUGUUCAAUUUUGUCCUUGCGGAAGUGAGUCCUGUUGGAUUUGCCACUAUUCAUUGGCGGUACUAUAUUAUUUAUGCAUGCAUCAGUGCUUUCGCUUGUGUCAGCUUCUAUCUCUUCUGCCCUGAGACUAAGGGACGCACAUUAGAAGAGAUUGACGAGAUCUUUGUCCAGUCGAAGUCUAUCUUCGAUACUGUGAGAAUUGCACAGGAGAUGCCCUUCCAGUCGGAGUUGUUGGCUUAUCCUGAUGACACUGGGAAGGGUGGUGUUGGGGAUGCACAGAUUGAGCGAGCAUGA
Messenger RNA from Penicillium antarcticum, 1548 nucleotides. Its product is annotated as sugar porter family MFS transporter. Lineage: Eukaryota; Fungi; Ascomycota; Eurotiomycetes; Eurotiales; Aspergillaceae. Gene Ontology annotation, cellular component: membrane. The transcript has 3 exons. The coding region runs from base 1 to 1548 and encodes 515 amino acids. Gene Ontology annotation, molecular function: carbohydrate:proton symporter activity. The record is from RefSeq and is a predicted model, not a curated record. Gene Ontology annotation, biological process: transmembrane transport; carbohydrate transport.